AUGGAAGCCCUCGACAGCUCCAAACGGCAAGGCCAUAUCAAGAUCGAGGAUGUCCCAGAAACCACGGCCCUGCCACCGUCGGAGAAGGGCAUCGAGGCGCCACCACCAACUCGGGAUCUGGCAGCACGAAUCCUCAACGUCGUCGAGAAGUACUGGCUGUUCGAGUUCUUUGGCUGGACGCUGGCGCUGGGCUGCUUGAUCGGCACGAUCGCGCUGCUGGCCGUGCACAACGGACACGAAGCGCCGACGUGGACGCUGCACGUGGGCGCCGGGCGACACCGCAAAUCAUUUGACCUGACCAUCAACACCAUCAUUUCCAUCUUUGCGACGGCCUUCAAUUCGGGCCUCCUGAUCCCCGUCGCUGCCAGCAUCAGCCAGUUGAAAUGGAUCUGGUUCCAGAACGAGAAGCGGCCGCUGGCUGAUUUCCAAAAGUUCGAGUCGGCGGCUCGUGGACCCCUGGGGUCGCUUGUGCUAUUGUGGACGUUGCGUUGUCGGUAUGUCACAUAUAUCAUAUCCUUGGAGAUCAUCUCUUUCUUACCACCCCUCCCCGAUCGUGAUCAUGAGAAGCUGACAUUUGAACCACAAAGACGUCUCGCGUGUCUAGGUGCCGUGAUCGUGAUUGCCGCCCUGGGAACUGGCUUCGCGUUCCAAGCUCUGGUGGUCUAUCCGCUACAGCCCGUGCAGGUUGACAUUGCACGGAUCCCACGCACGAAUCUGGACUGGGGGAGCAACUCUCUCACCACCAGCAUCUCCAACGACAUGGUCGGAGCCAUCUACUCGGGCAUCUACCAGUACACGGACCUGUCCGAGGUGAAGAACGUGUCGUGCCCGACGGGGAACUGCACGUGGCACGAAACGUACACGUCCAUGGCCGUGUGCAGCGCGUGCCACGACGUGACGGCCUCGUUGCAGAAAUCGUGCGGGACGCAACUGGUACCCUCGCAGGAUGUUGGUGCCUCUGACAUCUCCCUCCCUUACUGCAACUACUCGCUGCCCAACGGGCUGACCGUGUCGGGGGUGCCGUCGGCCAAUUACUCGUCGAUCGACGUGUCGGCCAACACGACCAACGCGAUCCACUUUGACGGUGCCACGGCCCUGUCGGUGCUCUCGGUCAUCCAGACGCAAUGGGGCCCCGGAGUCGAAGCGUGGGGGAACCUGGUGCCGGCGAGCGACAUCAACGGCAUCGCCACCAAGCAGGCCUUUGAGUGCGGCAUCUACUACUGCGUGCAAAAGUUCAACACGUCCGUGUCGCGCGGGCGGCUCAGCGAACGCGUCGUCGACACCUACUCGACCGGCAACUACACCUCACCGGGGGUGUACGCGCUGGAGCCGCCGACGUCCUUCACGAACCAGUCCGACCCGGCCAGCUACAUCCGAGUGUACCAGAGCAACAACAUCGGGGCGAUGCGGGAGUUUUUCGCUACGCAGUGGCAAGGCCAGGUACUCAUGUCGGGGUCGCCCCCGACAAACACGCCGACGAGCGCGAUCGCGCUGUUCCUGUGGGCGCUGUUCUACGAGGAGACGCCCCUCGUUCAGUUCCAGCGCAUGUUUGCCAGCCUGGCCAAAUCGCUCAGCGACACGAUUCGGUCGUACGCGUUCGUCACGGACGCCGUCCCCGCGGCCUUGGGCGCCGUGUACCAGGACCGCCCGCACGUGCUGGUGCGCUGGGGCUGGAUCGCCCUGCCGGCGGCGCUGCUGGGCCUGGCGCUCGUGCUGCUCCUCGGCACCAUGGCCAUGACGGUGCGCGAGCACACGCUGCUGUGGAAGGCGUCGAGCCUCGCGGCGUUUUCGCACCCCCUGACCAGCGACGCCCGCGCCGUCGUCAGCGACGUCCACAGCCCCCACGAGGUGUUGCGCCUGGCCCAGAAGAUGGACGUCAAGUGGGAGAAGACGGAUCGCGGGUUCAGGCUGGUGGGCUGA
Messenger RNA from Fonsecaea monophora, 1920 nucleotides. RefSeq lists its product as hypothetical. Lineage: Eukaryota; Fungi; Ascomycota; Eurotiomycetes; Chaetothyriales; Herpotrichiellaceae. Bases 1 to 1920 code for a protein of 639 amino acids. The transcript is spliced from 2 exons. The record is from RefSeq and is a predicted model, not a curated record.